Drosophila rhopaloa is the source of this 841-nucleotide messenger RNA. Its product is annotated as ras-related protein Rab-35-like. The record is from RefSeq and is a predicted model, not a curated record. Gene Ontology annotation, biological process: endocytic recycling; Rab protein signal transduction. Lineage: Eukaryota; Metazoa; Arthropoda; Insecta; Diptera; Drosophilidae. Gene Ontology annotation, cellular component: endosome membrane; plasma membrane. The transcript has 3 exons. Bases 19 to 624 code for a protein of 201 amino acids. Gene Ontology annotation, molecular function: GTPase activity; GTP binding.
CAAAAAACAAGAAACAAAAUGGCACGCGGCUUCGAUCAUCUGUUCAAGUUGCUAAUAAUCGGCGAUAGCGGCGUGGGCAAGUCGUCGCUUCUUAUCCGGUUCUCGGACGACACAUUCUCGGGGAGUUACAUCACCACCAUCGGCGUAGACUUCAAGAUCCGCACUGUGGACAUAGAAGGCAUGCGUGUGAAGCUGCAGAUCUGGGACACGGCUGGCCAGGAGCGCUUCCGCACGAUCACCAGCACCUACUACCGCGGCACCCACGGCGUCAUCGUCGUCUACGACGUGACGAACGGCGAGUCGUUCGCGAACGUACGCCGCUGGCUGGAGGAGAUCCAGAACAACUGCGACGUGGUCAAGAAAGUAUUAGUGGGCAACAAAAACGAUGACCCGGACAGGAAGGUGGUCAUCACAGAGGACGCGCAACGGUUCGCGAAACAAAUGGACAUCGAGCUAUAUGAGACAUCUGCCAAAGAUAACAUCAACGUGGAGAACAUGUUCCUGUCGAUCACGCGGCAGGUGCUCGAUCACAAGCUGCGCACCUCCCCCAACGAGCAGCAGAAGGACACGCUCCACCUGAAGCCCAAUCCCAAGGGCACCAAGGGUGGGAAGUGCUGCAGGUGAAAGCGGCUCUGGCACGGGAGCUGGCAUUGGAACUGGACCGACGGCGACGGCGGGACAGGAAUUGGAACCGGAAUUAGGACCAGGACCUGGAUCAUGUCCGGGGUCGAAUGGAAUCGUUGUGGGGCGCGUAGUUUGUAGGGAUCUUGGCGUACAACACGGCACACACCACUCACUCACAUAGACAUAGCUUACACCAACAAACAACACUCACACACCC